AUGGCCGUGAGGUGGACCUGGGCAGGCAAGAGCUGCCUACUGCUGGCGCUUUUAACACUGGCUUAUAUUCUGGUGGAGCUCUCAGUCUCCAGUUUGUAUGCCUCCCUAGGAGCCGGCCAUGCCAGGGAGCUGGGGCCAAGGCGGCUCUCAGACCUUGAGACAAGGGGGGAGGAUUUGUCCCAGCCUCUUUAUAUAAAGCCCCCUGCAGAUUCCCAAGCUCUUGGAGAAUGGGGGAAAGCGAGCAGACUCCAGCUCAACGAGGGUGAAUUGAAGCAGCAAGAAGAACUCAUUGAGAGAUAUGCCAUUAAUAUUUAUGUCAGUGAUAGGAUCUCCCUGCACCGCCACAUAGAGGAUAAAAGAAUGCCUGAGUGUAAAUCGAAGAAGUUCCACUACAGGUCGCUUCCCACCACCUCCGUUAUCAUCGCCUUCUAUAAUGAAGCCUGGUCCACUCUGCUUCGAACCAUUCACAGUGUUUUAGAAACUUCUCCUGCAGUGCUCUUGAAGGAGAUCAUCUUGGUCGAUGACUUGAGUGACAGACUUUAUUUGAAGACACAACUUGAAACUUACAUCAGCAAUCUCGAAAGAGUUCGCUUGAUUAGAACCAAUAAGAGAGAGGGGCUGGUCCGGGGCCCCCUCCUUGGGGCCACUUUUGGGGCCACUUUUGCCACUGGGGAUGUCCUCACGUUUCUGGAUUGCCACUGUGAGUGUAACACUGGUUGGUUGGAACCACUUUUGGAAAGGAUUAGUAGAGAUGAAACAGCAAUUGUAUGCCCUGUCAUUGAUACUAUUGAUUGGAACACUUUUGAAUUCUACAUGCAGACUGGGGAGCCCAUGAUUGGUGGGUUUGACUGGCGUUUAACAUUCCAGUGGCAUUCUGUCCCCAAACAUGAAAGGGACAGGCGAACAUCAAGAAUUGACCCCAUCAGGUCACCCACUAUGGCAGGAGGACUGUUUGCUGUCAGCAAACCGUAUGCUCGCCCCAAUUUCCUGCAGAAUACUGCCAGGGCUGCUGAAGUAUGGAUGGAUGAAUACAAAGACCAUUUCUACAACCGAAACCCUCCAGCUCGGAAAGAGGUUUAUGGUGAUAUUUCUGAAAGAAAGUUACUGAGGGAACGGCUGAAAUGCAAGAGCUUCCACUGGUAUUUGGAAAACGUGUUUUCCAACUUACAUGUCCCUGAGGAUAGACCUGGCUGGCAUGGUGCUAUUCGAAGCAUGGGCAUCUCUUCCGAGUGCUUAGACUAUAAUGCCCCUGAUAACAACCCCACAGGUGCCAACCUUUCCUUGUUUGGAUGUCACGGUCAAGGAGGCAACCAAUUCUUUGAAUAUACUUCAAACAAAGAAAUCAGAUUUAAUUCUGUGACUGAAUUAUGUGCAGAGGUUCCUGAACAAAAACAUCACGUAGGGAUGCAAAACUGUCCCAAAGAUGGUCUCCCUGCUCCAGUAAACAUCAUUUGGCUGUUUAAAGAAGAUGGAACAAUUUUCCACCCUCACACUGGACUGUGUCUUAGUGCUUUUCGGACAUCUGAAGGCCGACCCAGUGUACAGAUGAAAACAUGUGAUGCCCAUGAUAAAAAUCAGAUCUGGAGAUUUGAGAAAUAGAUGAGCAGAAGAGCAUUUUCUUUUGGGGAGUGGACAGUACCUUCUGGAAAUUCCAAGUGCCCGGUGAUGAUUGUAUUUUUCCCAGAAGUCACCCAGUGGCUGGCUGUGAGGACACUGGAGAGCCAUGGUUCAUUUGGGGAUAUCGAUCUGAAACUGGGAGCACGGAGCACUGUUGCUCGGGAUUUCAAAGUGCCUUCCUUCUUUCCUCGUGGGUUGCUUUAUUUAAAAGCUUUGUUGAUGUGGGCACCCCUACUUCUCUUUAAGGAAGCUGCUGUGAAUUGAGAUGCACACAACACUUAACUGUGAAGGGGGGGGGGGCUGUGUGUAUAGCUCAGCUGAGUGAGCAAGAAGACUCUGUGUCUGAUCCACAGCACCACGAGACACACACUCAAGGGCAAGACUUAGUAUUAAGGAAUGUAAAAGUUCAGGCAAAAUGGGAUAUGAUUCAUGCUAAUGGGUUAAUUCAUUGCAUGUCCUUUAAUUUUUUUAUCAAAACUUGUGAAUGCGUAAUUAGAGCUGUUACUAUUUUGAUCAUGUGGGAUUUGAAUUUCUUUUAAGCAGCCCAUUAAAUUUGUGGUUUUUAAAAACUAAUUUGUCUUUGAUCAAAUAGAAGUUGAGGAAAUUUGACCUUGAGUAAAAGGCCUGGUGUGGAUAUUUCUAUUUCAUUGGAAGAGGGUAUUGGUCUGAAUGCAAGUUUGGAGGUCCUUUUUGGACAGAAUAUCUCAGAAACCUAGACUCGUGCCAAAACGAAAUGGUGAGACAUUCCCGUUUAUUGGACUGACUGACCUGUAUCCAUACCUCACAGCACUCUGCAAGCUGUCCACUCUGUGAACUUGUGAUUAUAGGGCAUUUUCUGAUCGCACUUCCUUAUGUGAAUGUACUAGAAUGGCACUCAUUCAGAAUUCCGUGCCUCCCUUUGUUAAUGCUUAAUCACUUCAAGUAAACACAAUUGAGGCCUCUCUGAAGCUAACCCCAAAUGUGUUUACCGUAAUGUGGGAAACUGAAAGUGGACCCAGUUCUGUAGAGAGUGUUUAACUCCCCCAUGAGUUCUUGCUUACCUGGAAAUUUGGAGGGUUUAGCUUAAGAUUGCAAGGGAAAAAAAGACUGUCUUGGUAUUUGUUGAUUGCUGCCUUCAAGCUCAUUGCCAGCACCUGGCAGCCUGGCAACUCUCACAGUGGGUGAACAAAUGGCUUGGUGGUCGGAUGACCUGGGCUGAGUCAUUUAUCUUGCUUGGGCCUCAGUUUCUUUAUCUGAAUAGCUGGAUUGGCUCUUGAGGAGGGUCCCUUUCAAUCUGAAAGUUCAAUGAUACAUCAUCCUGACCGAUCCUCACCCAUGGUGAUUUUUAGGAACACUUUUGUGUCUUUACUUUUAACGUAGGGAGUACUGAACCACUGAGCCAUGUUCAGUUUCGAAGAUGGAAAAGCGGCUUUUAACUUCCCAUGAGCCAAGCUCACCUGAAGUGGUGUGGUUCUCAAUGGAUGUUAUUAUAGUUACUUUUAUAGUCAUUUUAUUUAAUGAUUGUUGAACUGAUUGUGUUUUUUUUUGUUGUUUUUUUUAAGUUUUAAGCUUUCGGGCUGGAGAGAUGGCUCAGGGGUUAAGUGCACUGGUUCUUCUUCCCAGCACCCAUAUGGCAGCUCACAGCUGUUUGUAACUCCGAGGUCCAGGGAAUCUGAUACCUUCAUGCACAUAAAAUAAAGUUAAAUAGAUUAUUUUUUAAAAAAGUUUUAAGCUUUCAAAGGAAUUCUCUGACUAGGUAUAUAAAUAUUUCCCAAACUAAGUUAUUUCAGAACUAAAUAUGUUUUAAGACAUUUCUACUGGUUUCCUACUAACAUUUUAUUCAGAAAUCAUAAGCUAAAUUUGGGAGUGAGUUGAAGCUUCUUGACUGUGAUAUGAAAAACGCAUAUUCCAUAAAGAAACUAGUCCUCGGGAUUCAUAAGGAAAUUGUUUUCAGUGUUCACUUGACAGCUUGCAUAGAGAGAGGGAACUUUGUAAGCCCGGAAUUUAAGUGAAUUGUUUAGGGUGACCAUUUCAAAACAUUAAAGCUUGUGUGUACUUGUGACUGCUUUGUUCUCAUUGACUCUUAGAAUAAAAAUCUGUUGCCACUUUUCUGUAAGUUAUUCAGCAACCUUAAAAUUUAUCCAAGAUUUGUCUAAAUUCUGUGGACAGUGCUUGACCCUGAUUUUAUUCAAGGAAAAUAUAUAAAAAUACUCAUUAAAAAGGAAAUUCCCCUGAAUGCACUCUUGCCUUGCCCAUGUCCUCUUGAAAACAUUUUUUUCCAAGUUUUUUUCUUUUUGCCUUUUUGUUCUUGUUAGUCCCCUAUCAUGUGACAGAAUGAAAAUGGAUGCAAUCUGAAAGUGACUAUUGAAAUGACUUUUAUUUAGUAGCUUGAUGCCCCUGUAGAAACAGAGAAAAGGCUUUUAAAACUAUUUAAUUCUGUGUUUGCCUUUUUCUCUGUAUUGGUGGCUAUGACUCUUUAGCCUGGUGGUUUAUUUAUAUCCAUAAUUUAUAACAAAGGAAACUGGAGUUGUGUUUUUAUAUGUAGGUAUAUUCUAAUUUCAUUCCAAAGGUACACCAUAAUGAAAUAUGCAAAAUAUUCUUUCACUUCUUAUUUCCAAUUUAUUGUUACUCAAGUUCUCUCUAUUUGCCGUGGACACUUGGGAGUUGAUCUUUCAAGCAAAUCUUCAUGCUUAAAUUAAAAGUUAUGGAAGUAUUUGAUAAGCAAGGAGUUUCCAUUUUGUCGUUUACUGACCAGUCCUGCUAAUAGAUUAUCUACAUAAGCAGCUUAGCAGUAGUUUUUGUUAAAAAAUGAUGAUAUAGUCAUCAGACUUUCUAACUUUAAAUACCCUGUUUGUAAGGGAAAUUGUGUUUACUCAGCCAACAGUAGGCUCUUGUAUGUGUGUUGAUGUUAGCAGAUUAAAAUAUUCCAGGCAUUUAGUGUCUCGGUUUUAACGAGUAAAAUUUAGAUUUGACUUGGCUUUCUGAAUUGCUAUUUUAAUAUUUUUGAAUGAGCACAAAACUGAGGUUCAAUUUUCUGUAUUUUGAGCAGUGACACUUUCUUUUUGUUAGUGGUAUUUGUAAUGUUGAUUAAGACAUGCAAUAAAAUGUAUGCCUAAUUG
Cricetulus griseus (Chinese hamster) is the source of this 4715-nucleotide messenger RNA. NCBI's taxonomy places the organism in Eukaryota, Metazoa, Chordata, Mammalia, Rodentia, Cricetidae. The record is from RefSeq and is a predicted model, not a curated record.